Danio rerio (zebrafish) is the source of this 3985-nucleotide messenger RNA. RefSeq names its product transient receptor potential cation channel, subfamily M, member 4a (gene trpm4a). Gene Ontology annotation, biological process: monoatomic cation transmembrane transport; monoatomic ion transport; transmembrane transport. The record is from RefSeq and is marked validated. Gene Ontology annotation, molecular function: monoatomic ion channel activity. Gene Ontology annotation, cellular component: membrane. NCBI's taxonomy places the organism in Eukaryota, Metazoa, Chordata, Actinopteri, Cypriniformes, Danionidae.
AGAACAAUUAACAAUCAUCUAAAGUAGAAGACGGCAAGAUGAUCAAAAUGAAGAGAGUCGAGAAAGAGAGUGAAGGCUGUGGGGGAGGAGAGAGAAAAGCCCAAAAGGAUCAGAGUUGGAUCCCAAAGAUGAUUAAAAAGAGAGUGUGCACCACCUUUGUGGAGGAUUCAUGCAGUAAUGGAGCUUUAUGUCAGUGUGGUGGAGCACGGGACCUUCAUGUAUCUACAACAGCAGAUGAUCAUGUAGUCGGCCAAUGGGACAGAGCACGGGACACCUCUGAUUAUCCCACUGAUGCCUUUGGACAGCUGGAGUUUGUUGGAGCCGGACGGAGACACUGUCCAUUUCUGCGUCUGUCAUUCGACACCCCUCCUGAUAAUGUGUACUCGCUGAUGACGUCUCAGUGGGGUUUGCCGGUGCCCAAUCUAGUGGUUUCCAUGGUGGGUGGAGAUGAAAAAGAGAUGGCCAAACCCUGGGUUCGAGAAGUGAUCAGACAGGGUCUUGUCCAUGCCGCUCAGAGCACAGGGGCUUGGAUCAUGACGUCAGGUCUGAAGGAGGGUGUUAGCCGUUGUGUAGGUGAGGCCGUCAGGCAUCAUUGUGCAAUGGCUUCAUCUCUUUCUCAGGCUAAAGUUAUUGCCGUUGGUGUUGCACCAUGGGGGUUAAUUUACCAACGUCAUCAACUUGUAAACCCACAGGGUAGUUUUCCUGCACGCUAUUAUGUGCACGACAUGCCCAGUGCUUCGAGCUGUCUGGACAACAACCACCAGGCCUUCCUCUUAGUGGAUGAUGGAAGUGUGGGUCACAGAGGCAGUGAGACAUCAUUCAGAGCCAACCUGGAGGACUUCAUCUCCCAUCAGCGCACUGGCAUCUGGGGAAGUGGAAGCAUUGAGAUUCCUGUUUUGUGUGUGCUGAUUGCAGGAGAUGCUACAAUGCUCGAGAGAGUGGAUUUAUCUCUGAAAAACAGCACUCCAUGGCUGGUGCUGGCAGGGUCGGGGUCUGCAUCAGACCUGAUUGCAGGAAUACUGAAGGACCUCAGCGCUCCUCUGAGUCCACCCGUGAGUCCCACUUUGCAAAGCGACUCUGAGGAAAGCAGCAAGAGCUCCAGCAUUGAGCUCAGGGACCGAGUGAAGGAGAGAAUUAGGAAACACUUCCCUUCUGAGACUGAACUGGACAAGCUUGUGGAUCAGGCUCUCAGCAUCUAUCAUAAUAGAGAUCUGAUCACUAUCUUUCAUGGAGAUGAGGAUGGGUCAGAUGACUUUGACACAAUCAUCCUGAAAGCUCUUGUAAGAGCUGCUAAACGUGAUUCUAAUGAUGCAAGCGAGUACACAGAAGAGCUGAAGCUGGCGGUGGCCUGGAACAGAGUGGAUAUUGCCAAGACUGAACUCUUCAAUGGUGAUGUCCACUGGAGGUAUGAGGACCUGGAGGAAUCGAUGACUGAUGCUCUGGUAAACGACAAGCCAGAUUUUGUGCGUCUGUUUGUGGAAAGCGGCUUAAACAUUUUGGCCUAUCUGACGUACCAUCGUUUGGAAAGUCUUUACAGCUCACUGUCGGACUGUGAUCUGGUGUCCUCAUUCCUCCAAAGGCGGCUGCAGGAGCGAGUGGGCUUAGCUGCCUCUCAGACUCGAUUAACUCCUCAACCUGAUGACAAUUCCUCUUUCAAGAGCCAAGCCACCAACCUUACCACACCAUCUGCUGCUCGAGACCUCACUCUGUAUGAGGUUUCACGAGUGUUAUCAGAAAUUAUGGAAGAUGUCUGCCAGCCAUUUUACUACACGACUCUUGGUUUAGAUCAUAGAGUCAACUCAAGGAAAGCAAUGAAGCAUGUGAAUAAGUUACUGCUAAAUGAGAGUACUUACCGACGGCAGCGUUGUACAUCCCCCUGGAUAUCUCUGUUCAUUUGGGCUGUUCUGCAGAAUCGCAGAGAAAUGUCGCUAUACUUCUGGAAAAUGACUGGAGAGUCUGUACUAAGUGCUCUUGCCGGGUGUAAGAUUUUAAGAGAGCUGUCCAAACUGGAGACAGAGACUGAGACUAAGCUCUCCAUGAAGGAACUUGCUCAAACCUUUGAAAAUCUGGCACAUGAUGUGUUCAGUGAGUGUUACCAGAGCAAUGAGAAACGCUCCUUCAAGCUUCUCAUCAGACAGUCUCCUAUAUGGGGUGGUGCCACCUGUCUGCAGAUGGCCACAUCGGCAGACGCACGCCUCUUCUUCAGCCAUGAUGGAGUUCAGACUUUAUUGUCAGAGAUUUGGUGGGGGGACAUGGACAGCAACACAGAGGUGUGGAAACUGGUCUUCUCAUUUUUCCUGCCUCCAUUCAUCUACACCAAGCUCAUCAAUUUCAAGGUGGAGGAGGCCGAUGAAAAAGCAGAGGACUUUGGUCAGGGUAAAGAAUUUGACAGCACUGAUGGAGCCGAGACAUUGGCUGACAUGACGAACAUGGAUGAAGAUGUGGAGGAAUGCAAUGCUUUAAGAGGAAAACCCAAAGCAUCAAAGGUCAUCGCUAAGAAACGGCCUUUCAUAUUCCAUCGCUGGCGGCAGUUCUGGUUUGCACCGGUCACUUCAUUUCUAGGCAAUGUGUUGAUGUACUUCCUCUUCCUCUUCCUGUUUGCUUACGUCUUGUUGAUUGACUUCAAGCCUCCGCCUCCCGAUGGACCUGCUCCUUUAGAGCUUGUGUUGUAUUUCUGGGUUUUUACGCUGGCCUGUGAGGAAAUUCGACAGUCUUUCUUUGUAGGAUCUACCACUUUAACUCAAAGGAUGAAGGUGUACAUCCAGGAUAUCUGGAACAAGUGUGACAUCACAGCCCUCGGGCUCUUCGUUCUUGGGCUUCUCUGCAGGAUGUUUCCAUGGACAUAUAAUUUCGGUCGUGCAGUUAUGUGUGUUGACUAUACAGUCUUCACACUCAGACUUAUUCAUAUAUUUGCAGUUCACAAACAACUUGGUCCAAAAAUCAUUAUAGUUGGCAAAAUGGUGAAAGAUGUGUUCUUCUUCCUGUUCUUCCUGGGGGUGUGGCUGAUGGCAUAUGGAGUGGCCAAUCAGGCUCUGCUGUACUCCUAUGACUCUCGCCCUGGUUGGGUAGCUCGGCGUGUGUUCUACAGGCCAUAUAUGCACAUAUACGGGCAGAUACCACUGGAUGAAAUUGAUGCUGAUAAGCGACACGACAAACGGUGUACGGAUAAUGUCACUCUCAUCCACGAGGGGGCAGAGCCCUGCCCAGACUCUGAUGCUAAUUGGCUUGUCCUUAUUCUACUGUCAGUCUACUUGCUGGUCACCAAUAUUCUGUUGGUGAACUUGCUCAUUGCUAUGUUCAGUUACACAUUCAAUAAAGUCCAGGAGCGCAGUGAUGUCUACUGGAAGUUCCAGCGCUACAACCUGAUUGUGGAGUACCACUCGCGCCCCUGCCUCGCCCCGCCCUUCAUCAUCAUCUCCCACCUGCAUAUCUUCAUCAAGAGGGUCAUUCAGAGAUUGCCUUCCCUUAAGAGCCAACACUUCAUGUUGGACCUGACAAGCAAAGAGACGAGCUUGUUGAACACAUGGGAAUUGUCACUGAAAGAGAACCUGCUGUCCACGGAGAGCAAGAAGAAAAGAGAGAGCGACACGGAGCGACUCAAACGCACCUCCACAAAGGUGGACAGCGUCUUGAAGCAGAUGGUGGAGAUUCGUGAUCACGAUCGCAGGUUGAGAAAGCUGGAGUCUGAGGUGGAGUACUGCUCUACUGCCCUCUCCUGGAUAGUGGAGGCACUGUCCCAGAGUGAUCUUGUGAAGCAGACUCGUCCACCUCCUUAUCCUUCCAAAGGUAUUGCUUCAAAACGUCCCACAUUUUCCAGAUGAACAUUUUGCCAAUAAUACAUGUACAAAAACAUGGAUUUUAUGAGCUUCAGCUUUUCGACGUGUUCAAACUGUUGUAUCGGAUUUUUUUAUAUUGAUUCAACACUUACAUUGUCAGUUAAGAUUUUGAACUGAUUGAAAGUUAUAAAUAAAUUAUAAUUAUAAAA